Vollenhovia emeryi is the source of this 1254-nucleotide messenger RNA. RefSeq names its product protein RTF2 homolog. The coding region runs from base 230 to 1078 and encodes 282 amino acids. Gene Ontology annotation, cellular component: nucleus. The record is from RefSeq and is a predicted model, not a curated record. The transcript is spliced from 3 exons. Gene Ontology annotation, biological process: site-specific DNA replication termination at RTS1 barrier; mitotic DNA replication termination. NCBI's taxonomy places the organism in Eukaryota, Metazoa, Arthropoda, Insecta, Hymenoptera, Formicidae.
CCUUUAGAAUAUAUAUCAGUGAGGCCAACAGAAAGUGUACACACUAGUUAUACUGUGCUAGUUAUACUAUGGUCAAAGGUUAUUUUGGCUAUAUUGUUUUCUGACGCACAGAAGUUAUUUUAGGUCUAGUUUGGUUAGAUUGUCGUUUCACUUUGGAAUUAAGAAAAAAGAAAAGAAAUAUAUACCGUAAAAUAUAUCGAAAUAUUGUGACGAAGCGUGAAGCAUCGUCAUGGGUUGCGACGGUGGUACUAUUCCUCGUAGGGACGAACUCGUGAGGGUGAAAAGAAAACCUGAACAGAAAGACAAAGAAGCGGAGUUGGCUUUCAAGUGGAGACACUGUACGAUACGACAAUUGCCGCUGCAACUACCGAUCGUGGGUUGUAGCUUGGGUCGUCUGUACAGCAAGGAAUCCGUGCUGGAAGGUCUCUUGGAUCGUAAUACCCUUCCGGAGUCUGCUAUACACAUCAAGAACCUGAAGGAUGUGAGGAACCUUAAUUUAACACCGAACCCAGCGUUCGAUGGCGACAAGGCUGAGAAAGGGGACGGUUACAACGACGGCGGGAAAAGCCCGUACAUUUGCCCAGUCAUUGGUUUGGAAAUGAAUGGGAAAUAUAAAUUCUGUUUCUUAUGGUCGUGCGGCUGCGUAAUGAGUGAACGUGCCCUUAAAGAAGUAAAGAGUGCACUGUGUCACAAAUGUCAGCAACCGUUCGAAGAGACGGACAUAGUCAUAUUGAAUGCAGAGGGGGACGAUCUGGAUCUCGUGAAGGAGCGAGCAGUGCUCAGGAAAGCUGAUCAAAAGAAGUCGAAGAAGAAGAAGUUGGACGAUAAUGUACCAGCAGAAGAGAAGGUGGACGAAGUAUCCAAAAAGAAAGUGAAGAAGGAGGACAAAGUGGUCCCUAAAUUGAAUAACAAUCACAAGGGAGCCGUUGAUCCUGCUUAUAAAAAAGCUAAAAGCGAUUACAGCGUCGCAAAGGAUCCUAAAGCAUCGGAAGUUUUCAAAAGCAUUUUCACUACUCAUAAAUCGGCUACGGAGCAAGAUAAAGCACACUGGGUUACUUAUAAUCCGUUUUACAAUUGAAGUACAUAAAGUAGAAUUAGAAAUUAUGUCUUUAGAGAUAGGAAAAUAUGUAAAAAGCGAAAAGACAAUUAUAUAUUGUAAUUGGUAACUUAAAUAUUUUAAAAUGUAUACGCGAAAUGUUUAAUGUCAUUUAUGUUAUUUCGUUAGGGUUGAUUAAUAAAAGUAAAACCGUUAGU